Bipolaris sorokiniana ND90Pr is the source of this 1209-nucleotide messenger RNA. RefSeq lists its product as uncharacterized. The record is from RefSeq and is a predicted model, not a curated record. The transcript has 3 exons. Gene Ontology annotation, biological process: transmembrane transport; monoatomic cation transport. Gene Ontology annotation, molecular function: monoatomic cation transmembrane transporter activity. Gene Ontology annotation, cellular component: membrane. Bases 1 to 1209 code for a protein of 402 amino acids. NCBI's taxonomy places the organism in Eukaryota, Fungi, Ascomycota, Dothideomycetes, Pleosporales, Pleosporaceae.
AUGACGGCCUCAACGCACUCGCAUUCACAUGCUGGCCACUCGCACCUGCACCACCACCAUCACCACGACAACACCUUUCUGCUGUCCAAGAACAAGAGUGAUGCUGGUGUGCGCAUUACCAGAGUCGGCCUCUAUGUCAACCUGGGCAUGGCCAUCAGCAAGGGCUUUGGCGGAUACGUCUUCAAUAGCCAGGCACUCGUGGCCGACGCCAUUCACAGCCUUACCGACCUCGUUAGCGACAUUAUGACGCUCGCAACCGUCGGCUGGUCCCUCAAGCCGCCCACAAGUCGCUUUCCCAGUGGAUACGGAAAGGUCGAGAGCUUGGGGUCGCUGGGAGUCAGCGGCAUUCUACUCGGUGGAGGCUUCUUCAUGGGCUGGACCGCCCUCAUCGCCCUCUGUCAGCAAUUCUUCCCCGGCGCUGCCGAAGUCGCGGAACACUGGGGUCUGCUACCACACCAUCACCAUCACCAUCAUGGCAUUGAGAGUAUGGGCCCAAAUAUCAACGCCAUCUGGCUCGCUGCUGGCUCAAUUGUGAUCAAGGAAUGGCUAUACCGAGCGACACUCAAAAUCGCUGAAGAGCGCAAGUCUACUGUCCUCGCUUCCAAUGCUUACCAUCACCGCGUCGACUCUCUCACAGCCUUUGUCGCCCUUCUUCUGAUUGCCGGCUCAAAUGUUUUCAACAACGCACAAUGGCUUGACCCUGUUGGUGGACUGGUCAUCUCUCUCAUGGUCGUCCAAGCAGGUUGGGGCAACACUAAGCAAGCACUGUUGGAAUUGGCCGAUGUGGGAGUGGAUCAGGAGAUGAAGGACAAUGUCCGAAAGGCAGCAACCAAAGCUCUCGAGAGCAUCACAACCACAGCCGAGCCAGUAAAUGUACGGGCAAUCCAAGGUGUCAAAGCGGGUCAGAACUACCUCAUGGAUAUUGAACUCGGCGUAGCUGGCGCAUGGACGGUCGAGCAGACACGUAGAGUGGAGGACACUGUCCGAGAACAGGUGGGCGCUCAAGUACGGGGAGUGAAGAAGGUUCGCGUCCGGUUCGUGAGCAAUACAGCAAAGGAACCAGACUUCUUGGAUGAGUUUAUACCAGGAGACACCACUAUAUCGCCAGGCUCAGAAUCAGAAGCAAAGCACGACCACGCACAUGAGCAUGAUCACAGCCAUGAUCAUGAGUACAACACUACAACCGACGGUGCAAGGCGAAGGAAAUGA